AACCCCUCCACUCCACGCCAACUUUUCAUCGUUCUCCCUUUCCUCUCCCAUUUUAAAUACUCCCUCCCCCGCUUUAAAAGAAAAACAAAAAACAUCAAAAAUCAAAAGCAAUGAGAAAAGAAGAAAAGGAACGAAUGAAAGAAGCUCCUCUCCUCCACCAAGCUUCUUCGCUCUCUCGCUUUCAUACGGAGCCAUUAUUAUGAUCAGUUCUCUCUCUCGCUCUCUUUCUCUCUCUCUCUCUCUCUCUCUCUCUCUCUCUCCUCAUUGCUCCCGCGUGAUAGCCAUUAGAUGUUUAAUUAACUCUACCCCGCUCGUAAGCUGUGAAAUGGUGAGGAAAUCCAUUGGAUACAAAGAGAGGAUGGAGGGGGGAGGAGGAGGAGGAGGAGGAGGAGAGGAGAAGUACGAGGUGCUGGAGCAGAUCGGGAGAGGAUCCUUCGGAGCCGCGUUUCUCGUGCUCCACAAGGCCGACCGCAAGAGGUAUGUGUUGAAGAGGAUACGAUUAACGAAGCAGACGGAGAAGUUCCAACGCACAGCGUAUCAGGAGAUGGCUCUGAUGGCGAGUCUAAUCAACCCCUACAUUGUGGAGUACAAGGACGGCUGGGUGGAGGAGGGCAAUUCGGUGUGUAUAGUCACAAGCUUUUGCGACGGGGGUGACAUUGCAGAGAAGAUAAAGAAGGCGAGAGGAGUACCCUUCUCUGAAGAGAGGGUCUGCAGAUGGCUGGCACAGCUACUUUUGGCCGUCGAUUACCUGCAUUCCAACCGAGUUCUGCAUCGCGAUCUCAAGUGCUCUAACAUAUUCUUAACAAAGGACGGCAAUAUUCGGCUUGGAGACUUUGGGCUCGCAAAAUUGCUCAACGCAGAAGACCUUACUUCUUCGGUUGUAGGAACUCCCAACUAUAUGUGCCCUGAGAUACUAGCUGACAUACCUUAUGGCUACAAAUCCGAUAUCUGGUCCCUGGGUUGCUGUAUGUUUGAGAUUAUGGCGCAUCGCCCUGCGUUCCGAGCUUCGGACAUAACAGGACUGGUUAACAAAAUAAACAGAUCUUCCAUUUCCCCCAUGCCCACCACAUACUCACCAGAAUUGAAGCAAUUGAUCAAAUGCAUGCUAAGAAAGAAUCCAGAGCACAGGCCCACUGCUGCAGAACUAUUGAGGCAACCCUAUCUGCAACCAUAUCUUUCGGAAUUAUGCAGUCCCUCUUCAUUCUACCUUCCGAUAAAGUCUACAAGCAAUACGUCACAAGAGAAACAGGAAAAGAAGCAACGAAGUAAAGCUCCCAAAAACACAAGAAAUGGUAAGAGAGGAGGAGACUCCAAAAAGCAGUCGCAAAGUUCAGAAGAAGCAAAAGAACGGGCUACGAUGACUCAAUCAGAUGCUUCUACCGAUGAAAUUCCAGAUAUAUACGCCGUUGACCACUCGAACAAUGAACAAGAUCAUACAGAGCAGCACCUCCAACCAAGAGAUAAGUUACUGAGUGAUAAAAGUACUGGAGAAGUAAAGAAAGCUCUAAGUAGCACUCUUUCAGUAAAGGUGGUUCCGAUUGACACAAUUGGAAUUCAAGAAGACAACAUGGCCGAAACAAGUGAGCAAUCAGUGAAGAGUGAAAAGGAAGCUGACCCAACAAUGACUGUUAGUAAACCUACCCCCCAAAGAACAAAAACUGACAUUGAUGAAGUGGGAAAGGUCGUAGAAGAAGCUUCAUCAAUGAGCACGUUAACACUAGCGCACGGAGAUACCACGCAGGUUGAGUGGGAUAGUUUGAACAUUGUGCAACAAAGAGCUGAUGCUUUGGAAUCUCUCCUCGAACUCUGUGCAAAGCUGCUAGAACAAGAGAGGCUCGAGGAACUUGCUGGUGUUUUAAAGCCAUUUGGUGAAGAAGCUGUAUCAUCUAGAGAAACAGCAAUCUGGUUGACAAAGAGUCUCAUGUCGGCACCCAGAUUUGCAGACGCUGACAAAUCUGCUAAGAUACGAAACAUGAGAAGAACCAAUACAAUGUUUCCAUGAUUGCUGGAGUUGUGCUAAGGGUUAAAAAUCAAAUAAACAAAUGCAAAGGAUGCUUUUUGUCUUAAUCCAUUGCAUUCGUGUGCGCGUGUGCAUGUGUGUCCUUCAUGGUAAUGUACUUUUGAUCAUAAAAUCAUAUAUGCAACAAGAAAAAUUCUUCAGAGAGCAA
Molecule: messenger RNA, 2168 nt
Organism: Ananas comosus (pineapple)
Lineage: Eukaryota; Viridiplantae; Streptophyta; Magnoliopsida; Poales; Bromeliaceae
Product: serine/threonine-protein kinase Nek6
Exons: 14
Coding region: 200-2002 (600 amino acids)
Biological process (GO): protein phosphorylation
Molecular function (GO): ATP binding; protein kinase activity
Source: RefSeq, a predicted model, not a curated record